Molecule: messenger RNA, 4836 nt
Organism: Durusdinium trenchii
Lineage: Eukaryota; Dinophyceae; Suessiales; Symbiodiniaceae
Source: the annotation of a GenBank genome assembly
AUGGUGAUGAAGUGCUUUGCCGCUUGGCUCCUCCUGGGACUGCCAGCCCACGCAUGGUGGUGCGAAACGAGUCGAAGCGUCGGAUGUCGGGGACGCAUCAAAGAGUUUGUCAAGGAGGUGACAGCUACAGAUCCUUUUCUGGCCCUGAGCCAUAUUCACACUGCUGUGAAUGACGAGCCGAUCGUGGUCGAUUGGGACAAUGAUGGUGACUAUGAUGUGAUCGUCAGGACACCCAAGAGUUUGGAGCUCUACACCCAAAGAGCUGGCAGGUAUGUGCGGCUUCAACCCACUCCAUUCGAAGGUAUCAAUGCAUUCCUUUGCAGGCCAGCCAUCGUGGAUUGGAAUAGAGAUCAACGGCUCGACUUGAUUGUGGGAACCAAAGAUGGCAUCAAGUACUAUCAAAGACACUCUUUCUCUGGAAGAGUCCACGAGAUAGUUGACAACCCCUUCGUCAACAUCUCUGCAGGUGGAUGCGCCGAUCUCGCAGUAGCAGAUUGGGAUGGGGAUGGAAAUUGGGAUUUGCUGGUGGCUGAUAUGGAUGCCCCCAUGGUCCAUUUUGAGCAGUCUCAAGGUAGACUGGUGCGCGUGGAGAAAGCUGCCAGCCCGUUUCGUGACAUCAUUGACAUGGCAGAAGCCAAGCACCUCAGACCCUUAAUGGCAGACUUCAAUGGAGACGGCCGCAUGGAUUUGCUUCUGAUGCCCAAGAUUGCAGAAAACCAUUUCUUGAAUGGAUCACCGGAUCCUUUUUACAUUCGUGAUUGGCGUUGCGAGUUCUUCCUUUAUCUUCAAACUGGAGGAGGCCAACUGAAAAAAGUUGAUAUUCCAUACUUGAGAAACCCUGCUUGCUCCUUUGCCGGUGGCAAUGGUGCCUCCCUGGUUGAUUUGGACAAUGAUGGUGAUUUGGACGCAGUAUUUGGAGCACGUGAAGGUCCCUUGCUUGUCUAUGAAAACAAAAAAGUGCUUGGUCAGCAUAUCUUGUCGCCGCGUGAAAUGCCUGCCGGAAUGCGCAUGGACACCAUCCUGGAGAAGGGAGGGCUUUUCAAUUACUUUUACCCCGUGCUCGCCGACUGGGACUUCGAUGGUGACCUUGACUUGGCUUUAGUCACCAUACUUAGCAACCUUCAACCACGAUUCUUUGAGCAUCAAGAGGAUCAUACGGUCAUUGAGCUAGAUGGCCCGCCGAACAUCUCCUGCCCCAUUGAUUGGAGCAAGCCCUUCAGCAUGCUCGAUAUGAACGGGGAUGGAACUCUAGAGAUGGUGGGCCGUGGCACGGGGCGUAUGUAUGGCACGAUCGUUUGCGCACGGAACGGCACCGACUUGGUGGAUUCCAAAUGUGAGAUGAACCCUUUCUGGCAGUUCAACGCAAAUGAGCAAGAAGGCUGCAUCAGCUCAGGGGCAAACAAGAUCACCCAAGGGCAAUUCCCUUCUUGGUUGGAUUGGGACGGAGAUGGAGAUGUGGACGUUUUGAAGGUUGCUCGGCCAGGUGAACUACACCUUCAUGAGCAGCUCUUCAAUGGCACCUUUGUGUUGAAGGUCCUCCCGGUCCCUCCAGUCCGUGACUAUACUGCAGCUGAUUUUGAUGGAGAUGGUGAUGUUGAUCUCUUGAUUGCUGUGCCCAAGGAACCUGGCUGCAGGUACUUUGAGCGCACAGGCGAUGGAAGCCUCAAGGAGCUCAAGGGAAACGACAACCCAUUCAAUUCCGUUUGCGGUUCUACCGGCUCACUUGCAAGCAGCGCCCUCAACGAAGAGUUCAAAUAUUUCACCUUGGGAGAUUGGGACCAGGAUGGUGAUAUGGACAUGAUCGUGGUGGAUGCUCAUGAUGGGGUACAACUGUUCAAGGCUCAAGGCGUCAACCAUUUCUUGGAGACACCCAACUCUCCUUUCUCGACCAUCUCCUUGCCCGACAACAUGAUGGUGAGCUUGGCAGAUCUCGAUGCCGAUGGUGAUUUGGAUGUAAUUGUUCCUUCACAUACAUACCCUAAAGAGUGCUGCGACAUGGAGUACAAAUAUUUUGAGCGUGUGGCCAGUGGAGACUUGGUGGAACUUCAUAUGGCCGUGCCGCCUCUGAGGGCCGUGCCGUUGACAUUCUUCGAGGGGGGUACAAAGAGCCCCUUUGUGUUUCAACGACACUUGGUUGCUGACGUGGAUGGUGAUGGAGACUUGGAUGUGGUUCUAGGAGACUAUUUUUCCAGGGACAUCCAGUACGCGCAGCAACAAGAUGGCCAGUUCAUUUGGCUGCCAGACUCGCGCAACCCAUUUUAUGAAGUAGUUCAGCAGAUCAAGGACAAGGUCUUGUGUUGGAGCAUGGUCGACUGGGACCGUGAUGGCGACUUGGACGUGUUGGCGCCUCAAACCUAUGAGGACGGCAAGAACAUGCAACUGGCAUCACACAUGCGUCUAUUCGAGCAGGUGAGCGACGGCAGCAACUCCAGUUUUUUGGAGGUCGUCGGUUCUCGAAAUCCUUUUGAUGGAUUGAGCAUUGACAUGACAGCUGAAUGCCCUUCCCUCAUUGACCUUGACGGUGACGGAGACUUAGAUUUGGUGCUCAUGCUUACCAGUAAGAGGUUCGAGUACUAUGAACAACGUGAAGGGAGAUAUCACCAUGCUACAAGCAAUCCUUUCGAUGGAGUCUCUAUCAAGAAAGGUUCUACAAUGCAACCUUUGUUCACUGACUGGGAUGGUGAUGGCUCGUUGGAUAUGCUGGUCACAGGUUCGACUAAGCUCCUCUUCUUUCAACAAGGCUUUUGCUUGCCUGCCUCUUCAUAUUGCCGCUGGGGCUCUUGCAAUGAGAGGACAAAUCAAUGCGAACGCAACGAUGGAGUUGAGGGCCACGACUGCAGCAUUUGUGGAGAAUAUCAUGUUCGCACGGAGGACACGUGCAAAAAGUGUCCUGGAUAUGAUACAGUUUCACGCACUUGCAGUCGACGUGGUAUGUGCGAUGACGAUGUGGAUGCCAGAGGCAGAGAGACAGCGGCAAACUCGACAGGGUUCAAAGUCUUGUCAGCAACAGGCACUGGCAGGUGCACAUGUUCCGAGCCUUUCUCAGGCGAUGCUUGCGAACAAGGUGCAUGUCCACCAGGGCAACGCCUCGAUCGGGAUGCAGAUGUGGACCUCGUAAGUGCCAAGUACCCGAGGUGGGAAGCAUGCGUGCCUUGCCAAAAGGGAAGAUUCAAGAACUUCAGCGGUAACGAUGACUGCCGAAUUUGCACAGGUGGCCACAUUCCAGCCGCAGACGCCACCAGUUGCGUCGCUUGCAAGUCAGGCACUACCCCGUCCACUGACCGCAGUGAAUGCUCUCCAUGUGACACAGGCUAUGUGGCAAUUGCUGGAGCACCAAACUGCAGUUCAUGCCCAGCAGGCACUGCACCCAAUGCAGAGGGAAGUGAGUGCAUCGAGUGCCACACAGGUCAGUAUUCCAGGCCGCGCUCCGCCCGGUGCAGCAUGUGUGAGCCAGGCUUUGCUCCAGACGCCACAAGAAGCAGCUGUCAGAAAUGCUUGGGUCAAAGCUAUGCGAAUCCAGGGGAUGAGCUUUGCCGUGCUUGUUCCUUUCCAUCCAUGAUUUUGAAUGAUGACAAUUGGUGUACACCGAUCUACACAAUUCUUUUUGUGUUUGGCUUCAUCCUUCUGAUGCUAUUUGUCAUGACUGCAUUUGGAAGGCUACGCCUUGAAUGUCUCCGAUGGCGUUUGAAGGAUUUGAUCCAAGCAAAGAACUGGCAUGACUUGCAUGCUACUAAGUGUACAUUUCUUGAGUAUGGCCUUUGCAAGAAGAAAGCUGAUCGCCUGCUUAAUGCACGGAAAGCUGAUGUGAAGGCAGAAUCCUUUCAACUUGGCAUUUGCUUGCAGUAUGUCUUCGAUCAUUUGGAAGGUAUGUACACAGAAAGAGCACAGCAAGCCGAGUGGCGUUUUCACGAAUGGCCUUUGACGAAGACUGGCUACCUUGUCAAGAUUCGCAACUUUGGACUCCAAGUUGUUGACCCAGAAGCUGCUUGGAAUGCGUUGCCAACAUGCAGCUAUCCGAAAGAUCCAAAUUUCCAUCAAGUUGCACAAGUCUUGGCAUACGGACCAUGGGCCUUGGGGAAGCACAUGUGUUGCCCACGUGACGGCCAACCAGAUUGUAGUGUUGUGGACGCCCUUCAACCCGAGAACAGCAGUGGCAAAGCCACUUGGUUCCUCUCCUGGGUCUGGGGAUAUGGCUUCAGGACGGUGACCACGGCCCUAUCUAAGUGGUGGCAAAAGCAUCGAAUUGUGUCCGGUGAUGCCUGCUCCAACAUUUACAUUUGGUGGUGCGUGUUCGUGAACAACCAGUUCAGGAUGUUGGAAGAAGGUGUGAUGGAGCCGCCGGAUAAUUUGUUCGAUGUGUUUGGGCAACAGUUGGAGGGCAUUGGCAAGAUGCUCAUGUGCUUGGACAAGUUCAAGGGGGGUCAAUAUACAUCACGAAUUUGGUGCAUUUUUGAGGUGUUUGUGGCAUGUCAGAGGAGUAUUCCAGCUACGGUGAUCCUUCCUGAGCUGGAGGUGGGCGAAAUCGAGUCAUUGAAGGAUUUGACUCGAGAAUGCCGAGUGGAUGCCGCAGCCGCUAAAGCCUCUGUCCAAGCAGAUGCAGAUGCAAUCAAAGAGGAGAUCCAAAAGAAGCACCAGUCAUUCCAAUACGUGAACCAGACAGUGGAGCAUGCUCUUUGGUGCGAAGUCAUUGAAUACCUUGAAGCGAACAGUACGGAUUCGUCCACGCGGGACGAGGGCACCUCUGGUGUGCCGUCCAGCGAGGAGUCCACGGAGUCUGUUCCCUCCACGAGUUCGACGAAGAAAGGUCCGACGUCGUCAGAUUGCAGCCUUCAAUGA